Neogale vison (American mink) is the source of this 3323-nucleotide messenger RNA. It is a transcript of the gene DNAAF10, whose product is annotated as dynein axonemal assembly factor 10. The record is from RefSeq and is a predicted model, not a curated record. Gene Ontology annotation, molecular function: calcium-dependent protein serine/threonine phosphatase regulator activity; calcium ion binding; protein binding. Lineage: Eukaryota; Metazoa; Chordata; Mammalia; Carnivora; Mustelidae.
CCGCCCCGCGGCGCUCCGCUUUCCCCUCCCUCUCCCGCCCUCCCCCUUUUUCGUGCCUUGAGGUUGCGGGUCAGCGCGAGCUACUGCAGUGAGUCCGUCACGGCUCCGGCGCGAGAGCUAGGCUGUACCCCACGAGCCGCCUGGCCCCCUCUUCCCCCUCUCCCCUUCCUCUCUGCCUCUCUGCCUCUCCCCUUUCUCGCUGUCUCUCCUCCCUCUCUCUCUGUCUCCGAAUCUCGACCUUAAUUUCUCUUCUUCCCCGCUCGCUCCCGUGUGCCCAGUCACCCGGCCGGCGCGGGCCCCGAGGCACCGCCUCCCUUCCCCCAACCUGCACCCCCUCCCCCGCGGGCGUCCCGAGGGCCGCAGCCGCCACAGCCCAGCGCAGCUGGGCCGCCGCCGCCGCUUCCUGCGGGAGCCCUUCUGAGCGCCGACACUCUUCUCCUCCCGCGCGAGCCGCCGACCGCCGAGCAAAAUGGGAAAUGAGGCCAGUUAUCCUUUGGAAAUGUGCUCACACUUUGAUGCCGAUGAAAUUAAAAGGCUAGGGAAGAGAUUUAAGAAGCUUGAUUUGGACAAUUCGGGUUCUUUGAGUGUGGAAGAGUUCAUGUCUCUGCCUGAGUUACAACAGAAUCCUUUAGUACAGCGAGUAAUAGAUAUAUUUGACACAGAUGGGAAUGGAGAAGUAGACUUUAAAGAAUUCAUUGAGGGAGUCUCUCAGUUCAGUGUCAAAGGAGAUAAGGAACAGAAGUUGAGGUUUGCUUUCCGUAUCUAUGACAUGGAUAAAGAUGGCUAUAUUUCCAAUGGGGAACUCUUCCAGGUGCUGAAGAUGAUGGUGGGGAACAAUCUGAAAGAUACACAGUUACAGCAAAUUGUAGACAAAACCAUAAUAAAUGCAGAUAAGGAUGGAGAUGGAAGAAUAUCCUUUGAAGAAUUCUGUGCCAGGGGAGGGAAAACGGGCCUCUUCGCGGGCCGGGCCUCCUCCGUGUCCAUGCGGCCCGCGUCCCCGCCGUCCCCCGCGGCGGACAGCUGCUCAGCCUGCCGUUUCUUCGCCCGCCGGCCACCCUUGCGGGUGACUUGGGUGAAGCCGUCCUCGGCCCCCGCGCUCUGCGCCUCCAUCUCCGUUUCCAUGCCCGGUUAUCUCCAGCUCCGACAUGUGCUUCCGGCUCGAACGCGUGCGCCGCCGCACCGCGCAGGCGCGCGACGCAGGGUCCAGCGUCCGCCAACCAGCCCCAGGCCUCCGCCUUUUCCUAAGGAGUCCCACGCAGGGGACCUGAAGCAGGGUUUUGUGCAUAUGCUGGGCAAUUGCCAUCUCCAAUAUGUGUAUGUGGGAAUGGUAGUAGGUAAACACGAUGAGUAUAUUUGUGCUCUCAGUGAAGAACUAUCGUCUUGACUUUCAGUAGCGCAUCAGGCAUUAUCUGAGACAACUAAACCCAGCUCGCCAGGGCGAACAAGGCGACUACGGCAAGGGCGGGGGCGGGGGGAAGAAACUGUCGUUUAUGUUUGGAGUUUGGUUUCCCGGUUAGUGUUUUGUCAGGCUUUGGAUGUGCUGCUGGUUGGAGGGGAAACAGGCUGGACCAUGUCGGCCUUCGAGAAACCUCAGAUCAUCGCCCAUAUCCAGAAGGGCCUCAACUACACGGUAUUUGACUGUAAAUGGGUGCCCUGCAGCGCCAAAUUUGUGACCAUGGGCAACUUCGCCCGGGGCACCGGCGUCAUCCAACUGUACGAGAUCCAGCACGGGGACCUAAAGCUGCUUCGGGAGAUUGAAAAGGCCAAACCCAUUAAAUGUGGAACAUUUGGUGCAACAUCUUUACAGCAGAGAUAUUUAGCUACUGGAGAUUUUGCUGGAAACCUGCAUAUAUGGAAUUUGGAGGCUCCAGAGAUCCCAGUAUAUUCCGUAAAGGGCCAUAAGGAAAUUAUAAACACCAUAGAUGGUGUAGGUGGACUGGGAAUUGGGGAAGGCGCACCAGAAAUUGUGACUGGCAGCCGAGAUGGAACUGUGAAGGUGUGGGACCCAAGACAAAAAGAUGAUCCUGUUGCUAAUAUGGAACCUGUACAAGGAGAAAACAAGAGAGACUGUUGGACUGUGGCAUUCGGCAAUGCUUAUAAUCAAGAGGAACGUGUUGUUUGUGCUGGCUAUGACAAUGGGGAUAUCAAACUGUUUGAUCUCAGAAAUAUGUCGUUGCGGUGGGAGACAAACAUAAAAAAUGGGGUAUGUAGCUUGGAGUUUGACAGAAAAGACAUAAGUAUGAAUAAGUUAGUAGCUACAUCACUGGAAGGAAAGUUUCAUGUUUUUGAUAUGAGAACACAGCAUCCAACAAAAGGUUUUGCUUCUGUUUCAGAGAAGGCUCAUAAAUCAACUGUGUGGCAGGUCCGACACCUGCCACAGAACAGAGAGCUCUUUCUGACAGCUGGAGGCGCCGGCAGCCUUCACCUCUGGAAGUAUGAAUACCCUGUUCAACGGUCAAAGAAAGAUUCUGAGGGAGUCGAGAUGGGAGUUGCGGGCUCCGUCAGCCUUCUGCAGAAUGUCACCUUGUCUACUCAGCCCAUUUCCAGUUUGGACUGGAGUCCAGAUAAAAGGGGUCUCUGCAUCUGUAGUUCAUUUGAUCAAAUGGUAAGAGUAUUGAUUAUUACAAAACUCCAUAAAAUUUGAUCUGAAGACUUAGGACUUGAAACCUUCCAGAGGAACACUCCUACUAUUUAGGACAUGCACUGGGAUCCUCUGACCCUCACUGAACAGAGCUGGAUUUGACUGAUGAAAACAGACCCCAGAUGCCAACGUCCAGACUAGCCUUCCUGUGGGUGUGAAACACAGAGUGCUAUCUUCCAGUGACCGGACUCAGAACUGGUUUGCUGCAGUGGGACACCACUGUUUCCAGCUCUGUCCGUCUUCCCUCCAUUUCUAAGAAGUUGAUACUUGUCUGCAUUUUAAAUUUGUUCUUCAUCCCCAGAGUUACAUAUUUUACCAUAACACUUGGUUUAAAAUAGUUCUAAAAGUACUGUGAAUUAACUUCGUAAAUAUACUUUGAGAGAUUUCAGUGUCAGUAAGUUUCUGUAAAGAAUAUCACUUCCUAAAAUCCCAAAAUGGCAUGGUCAGACUAGAUUUGGGUAACUGUUUUCAGCUGUGUAACUCCUAAAAUGAAAAAAUAUUUACCAAGUGAAUAUUUACAAUGAUCUCUUUUUACUUAAAAAAAAAAAUAGGAGUCAAAUUGGACUUUUGGUUAUUGACUGGUAAGUGAUGUUGAGAUGUAUAAGAUUAUGGAGGUUUUCUAGCCUUAUUUUUUGUCAAAUCUUUUCAUAUAUUUUAUGAAUAAAUUUGUUUUUGAACUCUG